Molecule: messenger RNA, 2669 nt
Organism: Blepharisma stoltei
Lineage: Eukaryota; Ciliophora; Heterotrichea; Heterotrichida; Blepharismidae
Source: the annotation of a GenBank genome assembly
AUGACGAAUAUUACUUUUAAAACCAACCAUGCUAAAGCCAUGAUAACUACAAAUAAUUUAGUCAAUUUUGAUUUGAAGGAUUUAGUCAUUGACUCCAAUGGGUCUUUUGAAGAAGAUAAAAAUAUUAAUAGCUUGCUCUUGGAUUAUUUUAUUGAAAAUCGAGAUAUUGAGAAUUUAUACAUCAGCAAGAGAAAAAAUAAUACACACACGAUAGGCUGCAAUUAUAUGGUGUCUUUGUCAGGCUCUUAUAAUUUGGAUAUCAUUCCUUUUACACUUGUUAAUAAUACGUGUAGGCACUCUUCACCAACUUAUAUUGUUUAUAAUUUAGAUAUUCCUGAUUUAUCGCCAAUUAGCUGCAUAGAGAAUACAGGAAAUGGACCUUUACCAGCAUGCUUUUAUUUUACAGGGUAUUAUGAUAGAAGUAUAAAGGAUUCAACAUUUAUAGGGAAUAAAAAUUAUCACAUCUCUGGAAAUGGAGCAAUCCAAAUAGAAAGUGAAAAUAAUUUGUAUGUCAGAAAUUGCUCAUUUUUAGAUAACUCUGCUGACUUUGCUCCUGCAAUUUAUUUUAAAGGUAAAAAUCUUUAUGUUGAUUCCUCUAAAUUUGAAUAAAUUAAAAUGGUGACGUGUGUCAACCUGCCAUCUUGGUGCGAUAGUCCGGACCUUAUGGUGCGGUGAACUGGGAUGGACUCCGAGCAUAGAAUCAAGUGCAGGCUCAAGAGAUGUGCAUUUAGCUAUUUUUCUGUGGUUGGAAAAUGGAGGUGCUCAACAACAUCCUUUUGGAUCCGAGGACACAUAGGCAUUCCUCUACUGAGAAACGGGGGGUUUUAGCCCAGACCACAGAGUAGUCUUUUUUCUGAAGCUAUUUAAAGAAGGCACAUCGGCACCAAAGGGCUGAUCCAUGGAAUCAAGCUACUCUAAGUGCUCGUAGGAGAACCACAGAAAUUCAUAGAAGCCUCAAGGAGAGACAGAAGGUGCCGAAGUGGCAUCCACUUUUGGGGGAAAUACCCUCUGGUAGGAGUUGAAAAGCAGUUGAACCUCCGUGCAGGAGAUCUUUUGUUGACUGCAUCACCAAUAUGGCUAACGGAUAACUUUAAUAAUCUAAAUUCGAAUCAAAUGAAUCAAAACUAGGCAGUGGGGGAGCAAUUUAUUUUAUUUUGGGCUCUGCAAAUAAUAAAGGAGCAAUAAUCAUUUCCUCAAGCAGUUUUCGCAAUAAUUCUGCUCAAACGAAUGGUGGAGGAAUUUAUAUAGAAGCAAAAUCAACAGUACCUUUAGGGCUUGAUUUAAUCAUUUCCCAGACUAAUUUUACUGACUCCCCCCCUCCGUGAGUGAACAAAACCAAUAGAAAAAUCGCCAUUUUUUGUCCAAAAACCCACCCUUCGUGAGUGAACAAAAAUGUUUUUAAUAGAAAAAUUUUUUUAUGGAAAAAAAUUUUGAUAUAUAAAUGAUAAUUAGUAUAAUGAAAUCUAGAGCUAAUUCUGUUUAAUUUUAAACGAAUUGCUUUUUAAAACAUAAAUUUUAUAAAUUAAAUUAAUUUUUGCUUUCCAAUUUUUGCAAAUUAGGAUUUUUUUAAAUUUCGAACAAAAAUUUUUUUUUAUGAAAUUUAUAUAUAAAAAAGUUUUAAAAAACAAAAUUAACCCCCCCGUGAGUGAAAAAAAUUUUUUUGUUCACUCACGGGGGGGGAGUGAGAACUAUGCGGACUAUGGAUCAGCUUUAUAUUUGGAUCGCUCUGUUUCUUUAUCUCAAAGCUCAACUAUAAUUACUUCAAAAUUUAAAGAAAAUAACUCUCACAAAUCAGGAACUAUUGCAUUAUAUUUUUAUAGUGGAAUUUUAUCAUUUAAAUCAUGUGAGUUCAGCGAGAAUUCUUCUAAUUUUGGAGCAGUUUUUCACAUUGAUAUAAAUGAUGAUACCGAUGAGCUUCACUCAAAAGCAAUUAUUGAGUUAUCUACUUUCAGAAACAACACUGGGAGCUCUAUUAUUAAUUUAGACAACCAGAACAGGAACUCAACAGUUGUGACAAAAAAUUGUUUAUUUGAAUUCAACAAAGGGAUCAUAGCUUCUUUAAAUUUUGACUAUUUUUCUGAUAGCGGAUCAGUAUUUCAAUACAAUCUGCUAGUUUUGGGUCCUGCUUUUUCCUUCAGAACUCAGCUAUUCUAUAUGCUAGCGCAAGCAAAUAAUUAGCUCAAUUUAAUUAACUUCUAUUUAGUCCUUUAGUUGUGCAGCAUGCAUGAGACAUCUUUUUUCUUCAUUUUAUUGCUACUCUCGAACCCAUGCCGUCACAGCCUGUCUCACUCCUACUCGUCCCCUUGAAGCCAUUUGGGAACCCAGAAGUAUGGGAAAACACUAGUGGCUUGGCGUGUUGCCUUGCUCUAUUUGACUUUUCUCUAGCACCUGCUCUGCCUAAGAGCUUUGCCUUUUAUAUCAGUAGGGAAAAAGGUAAAACACUAUACACAAGGUAAAACACGAUACAUAAGGUAGGCGAAGUAUACAAUUCCUCUCAAAUUUCUGCUCUUGUGCAGAAAUCCACAUGUAAAAACUUAACCCUAUAAUAAUAAAAGUUGGGUGAGGAAAAAAGAAUUCACACCAUGAAUUUUAUCAAAGCCAUUUUAUUCAUCUAUAUGCUAGUUCACAAUUUCUUAAUAAUACAAGCGAAAAAUAUGGUGGAGUUAUAG